AUGAUUCCUGCAUCUCUAUUUUAAAGAAACAAAAAAGAUAUAAAAAAAUAAGUAUCAGAGAGUGAUGAAGAUGAAACACCUAUGAGAAGAAAAAACAAAUUAAAUUUUUAAAAUUUAUAAUUAGUUGAUUUUAAUGAUAUAGCAGAUUAAGAAGAAUUGGAUGCAGCUAAAGAAGAUGCUUUAUCAAGUAAUUUUAAUCCAUUAAUUUAAGAUCAAUUUAAAAAUAAUAGUAUUAGAGAAGAAGAAGAAUCAGAUUAAAGUGAAUCAACUUCAAGAAAAAAUAAUAUUAAAUAACUUCGCUUACCUAGAUUAAGUGAUAAAAGAUAGUUAAAUACAUCAGAAUAAAUGGAUUAAGUUUAAGAGAACUAAUAAAGUUAAGAAGAACCUAUGGCUGAACCAAUGGCAGAAUUUGCAAAAACACCUUCUCCUAAUAGAGUAUCAAAUAGAUCUCCAAAUCAAUAAAGUCAUAAAUAGCCAACACUUCAAAAUUAAGAUGGUAUCUGUGUGAUUGUGAAAAUUAGAAAGUAGCUCUGAAUUCGAUAUAUUCAGUCCAGAUAAAUCUAUGGAUAAAGAAUAACCUCCUAGAAAUAUUGAAUUAGAUGAAAAAUUAAGUAAAUUAACUCAAGAAGCCAAUGCAAUAGAAAGAAUUUUACCUAAUUGUAUCAUUAAUCCAUAUGGAAAGUUUAAAUCCACUUGGAGUGGACUUAUGAUUCUACUUCUAAUCUAUGUGUAAUACAUUUCCUAACAAAAUUAGAGUUUUAAUAUUACCAGUUCGUUUAGCUUUUGAAACAAAUACUCAAGAAUUAUUAGGAUUAGAUUUAUCUGUAGAUUGUAUAUUUUUCUUUGAUAUGGUUUUUACAUUUUUCACUGCCUAUGAAGAUGAAAGAGGUAUUGUUAUAGUUGAAUUCAAAAAAAUUGCCAUCAAUUACAUGAAAGGAUGGUUUUGGAUUGAUCUAAUUUCAACUUUCCCUUUAUAUUUGAUAUUAGAUCCCUCUGUACUUCCAGGAGCAUCUAGUGUUAAUGGACUUUUAAGAUUAGCAAGAUUACCUAGAAUAUAUAAAUUAGUUGGAGUUUUAAGAGUAGGUAAUCUUAUAAAACAUUAAACAAUAUAAAAAUUGUUUUUCUUUUUAAAACUUAAUAAAGAAUAUAGUUUAAUUUUAAAAUUCAUAAUUUUAACAUUUGUUGUUAUACAUUUAGCUGGAUGCUUUUGGUAUUUUAUAGGAACCAUAAGUCCUGAUCCAAAUAAUAAUUGGAUUGUUGUAUAUAUUCCAGAUGGUACAUCAGCUGUUGAAUAAUAUAUAGCUAGUGUUUAUUUUGUAUUAACUAUUUUGGUUACUGUUGGAUAUGGUAAUAUUUUGCCAGUAAAUAAUAUGGAAUAUGUUGUAGGAAUAAUCUUUUAAUUUUUGGGAGUAGCCUUCUUUGCUUAUGUCAUGGGUACAUUGACAUUUACAUUUGCUAAAUUAUCUUAAAAAUUAACUAUGAUUAAAGAAAGAGAAAUCUUUUUUAAUGAAUUAGCUCAUACUUAUUAAUUACCUAAAGAAACACAUGAAAGAUUAUUGAUGUCCAUUUAAAACUCUAUUUUCUCUCAUUCUAAUUAAAUAUUAGAAUUUUAUAAUGAAGAAGAUAUCAUAUAAGAAUUGCCUCCCUUAGUUUAAGGAUUAGUAUGUGAAUUUAUUUUUAAAGACAUUAUAGAAAAAAUUAGAUUCUUAUAAAAUAAACCAAGAGGCUUCUUGAGGAGAUUAUUUAGAUCAAUAAUUCCAGUAUUUUUAAAUAAAGGUGAUGCAAUAUUUUUUAGAGGAGAACCUGCUGAUUUUGUUUACUUUGUUAUAGAAGGUAGAUUGGCUACAAAAUGUGAAGAUUAAAAUGGCAAAAUUAGAACUUUAAUACAUGUUGAAGGAUCUUAUUUUGGAGAAGUAGAUAUAUUAGUAUCAAGAGCAAGAGGAGAAUCUGCAAUAGCUGAAUCAUAAGCAGAAGUCUGGAAAAUUAGUAAAGAAGCUUUUCUUAGGAUUCUUAACGAUUAUGAAGAUGUGAAAAUGGAAAUUUUAGAUUAUGCUGUUAAAAAAGAAAAGAAUAGAAAAAGUACAGUAAAAAUAAUAAAAAAUGCUUAAUUUUUUGAAUUAAUAGCUAAAUCAAAAAAGGAUUAAAUUUGUUUGAAUAAAGCUUAAUUUAUCUUAAAAAUUAAAGAGAAAAUGAUUAAUUCAUUGAAUGAAAUAGUAAAAAAUAAAACUGAAAAUGGAAAAGAAUUGUUUCCAAAUCUUUCUGAUUUAGAUCUUUUUUUAGAUAAAGUUAGUGAAUAUAAUAAAGUAAAUAUAUUAUAAAAAAUAUAUUUAGAUUAAAAAGAAGUUAUAAAUUAGUGAUCAAGAUUUAACUUCACUCAAACAUCUAAGAAGCACUAACUAUACUGAUCCAGAAAUAGAAGAUUCUCUAUUAAAAGGAAUGAGAGUCUAAUCCCAUCUCUAAUCAAUAUAAGAAUAUUUAUGA
Molecule: messenger RNA, 2481 nt
Organism: Paramecium pentaurelia
Lineage: Eukaryota; Ciliophora; Oligohymenophorea; Peniculida; Parameciidae
Source: the annotation of a GenBank genome assembly